Vicia villosa (hairy vetch) is the source of this 408-nucleotide messenger RNA. Its product is annotated as protein PXR1-like. NCBI's taxonomy places the organism in Eukaryota, Viridiplantae, Streptophyta, Magnoliopsida, Fabales, Fabaceae. The record is from RefSeq and is a predicted model, not a curated record. Bases 1 to 408 code for a protein of 135 amino acids. The transcript has 3 exons.
AUGCCAGAAGUCAGAACUAGUUAUCUGAAUUCUCUCAAGGAAGGAAAAGAAGAAAAAGAAAAAGUAAAAGGUGCUCCUGCUAAAGGAGGUCGCAAGAAAGCUUCCACCUCUAAGCCUGCUGCAUCAGAAGAUGUUUCAGAAGCUGCUCCUGAAAGUGUUUCAGUUGCAACUAAGAAGAAUGAAAAGGAAUCUGCUGAGAAGAAGAAUAAGAAGAAGAGAAAGAUGAAUAAAAAUGUUGAUACUGAAAAGGCUGUUGAGAAGAAGAAGGAAAGAAAAAGAAAGUUGAUCAUUGAUGCCUCAGAUGAAGAUGAGGAAGUUCAAGAAGCUGUGAAUCAGAAAGCAGAAGCUGUAAAUCAGCAAGAAGAAAUCACUCAAGGACCAACAACUCAAGAAGUUGAAGAUUUGUGA